AUGGAUUCGAAUGAUUUGUUGCCAUCACACAGUCAUUCUUAUAAAAGCCAACUGAAACAACUCUCUGAGUUAAGGAUUGAUUCAAUGUCGACUUCCAAUACGAAUAUGAAUGAAAAUUAUGAUGCUACAUCAUACCGAUUCAACUUUAUAUCAAACCUUCACCAAUCAUCUACUACAAAUGCUACUACGAGAGCCAUUGGGAGACCAUGUCUGGCUGGCACACAGACACAACAGCAAGACCAUACACUGCCAACUGCAGGUUCAUCAUCAUCAAGUGCUGUUCACAGUGAAAGAAAUUCUCAGCUGGCUAGGUUACGUCAACUGCAACAGCUAUAUCAGAGACUGGCUGUUUUAUCCGCAAUAAAGAGUGAGAAGGUAGAGGGAAAAAGUGACAAAAAUGAUGCCACAUCAUAUCGAUUCAAUUUCACAUCAAACUAUUUACCGACAUUCCAUGGAGAGAAAGUUCUUCAAUUGGGAAGGGCAUUCCCUGCAAGUACUUCAAAUGCAUCAUUCCUGGCUGAUAUAGAAAAAGCUGCAAUGAUGUAUAGAAAUGCAGCAGGUAAGGCCUCAGAGACGAGUGAUGCAGUCUACCAUUGGUCAGGAAAACUGCCAGUUCGAGCCCGUAGAACUAUGACAUUUUCACGGAAAGUCUUUCUUGGUGGUAUACCAUGGGAUAGUACAAGUGAAGAGCUAGUCAGAAUCUUUUCUCGAUUCGGCAGUGUGACUAUAUGCUGGCCACAGAAGGAUGCAAUGCAAUCCAGCAAUACAAACACUGAACCUUCUACAACCAAAGGUUAUUGCUACUUGAUAUUCGAUCAUGAGGUCAGUGUGUCUCAACUGCUUGCAAAAUGUGCUCACAAUUCAGCUACAGGUGGAGACUUCUUCAAAAUUUCAAGUCCGAAAUUCCCAUCUAAAGAUGUACAGGUUGGUACAUUUUUGGAGAUUUGAUAUAUCAGUUUCCAAAUUGUUUAUGAAAAUGAAUUACAGCACAAUUGUGAACAAAGAUAAGUUUAAAACUUGAUGUCUUGUUGUGUUGGAGAAUGUAGGCACAAGAUGAUAUUGUCACAGGUAGAUUGAGAUAUCCAUCUAACUAUGGUGUGGGUAGCCGAGUUCCUCAUGACUGCACUGAUGUGCAUUCCUUGUAAGUGUGUAUUUAUUUGCUGUUGAGUUGUUUUAGAAGCCUUGUUAAGCCGACGGGACUAACUAACUCUUCGAGUUGAAUGCUCAUCGAAAGUUGUUGUAUAUUGAAAAGAAGUGGUAUUUUGAGAGUAGUUAUGCAGUGAGUUGAAAUCUGUCUUGCUGCAUCUAUUGACUCGGUGCUGUGGUAACUGAGGCAUGCAUUCAAUUAAUGACCAAGUCCUAAAUUACCGCGACUAAGACGUUUACUCCACAGCUAAGAAGAAGAAAUAUUUCUCAAAGAUAUGGCAGACAACCACUACCAUAAACGUUGUAUAACCGCUACACAUCACUUGGUACUCAGGUUAAACGAGUCAUGAAAAUACAUUGACAACAUUGUCAACUGCUGCGGAAGGAUUGAGUCAUGAAUGUUGUUCUUCUGCAUUAUGUUAUACCAAGAGUUAAAAAUUUUCAAUAAUCUUAGAUUUUUUAUGUGAUGUGGUACACCGUGAGUGAUACAGUAUUAUUUACUGACGACAUUUACACCACAAUUUAUUGUUCAUAGUCAUUCAGAUCAUCAAGUAAACGAUACGGUAUCACUGUGUGCAAUAUCAUAUUGACAUUCUCAUAUAGAAUUAUGCUCUACAAUGGUGCCAAGAUGUAUACACCCACAUGACAAGAUGCUGUUGUAGAGAAAACAAUGCAACCUCUUCCAUGACAAAUUGAAAUGCAGGACGUGAGCACAUUUAAUUCUUUGUGCACUUCACAUCUGUCUAGUAUAUCAGUAAGCUUUUCUGUGAUAGUUUCUCUCACGUUCCUAGAUUAAACAUUCUUAGCUUAUUGGUUCAUAUCAUCUCAUGGUAAUACUAGCAUUUCGGUUCGUGAUAUAAUCACCUUGGUAUUACGAUGAUAUCCUUUCGAUUUAACCUACUAGUUCAGUAGCUGCGCACUUCAUCCUGUAUGACACAUUUCAGCUAUUUAUAAAUGGAUUCGAGUUUGUGUUCUCACAAAUUCCUAGGUCUAGAACUCAUUACUUUUUGACACCAGGAAAUCAUCAUGUAGAGUAGAUAAUGAGAACUAUGGGAAUACUUGUGCAUCCUUACACAGUGUCCAUGUUGGCAGCAGAAGGGAUGGUAUUCGUGAGUUUCGAGUGAUAGACACCGGUCCUGAAUAUCAGCUGAAAAGACAACACCAUUUCUUGUUCACUCCAUCGCCUGGUCGUUUGAAAGCAUGAAAUCUACUUCACGAAGUGUACUGCUGACCAUCUCCAAAGAUAUGAAACGGUUAUGGAAGAAAGAUCAUAGCAGAAAUAGUCAACCAUGCAUAUAAGCAUUGAAGAGGCAAACAAAAUAUAACCUGAGGAAGCAUAAGUCCACCUAAAUGUACUCAACCUUCUGGUUAUAUGAGCUGAAACAAUGCGGCAUACACCGAUUGCUUCACAUAUUCGAAGUCCUCACUCAUUCAGACAUUUUUCUGUUCAGUUUUCCUGUUUGAAAAUUGUAAAAUUGGUCAUUCCACUCCACAUAGAUUGAUAUACACCCAGUAAUUGGUUCAUUCACUCAAAUCAAGACGUCUGAAUUCACUGUUGAAAAGUAUUAGUGCUACAUUGGCAUCUCAUGAUUCUCUCCACAGAAUUUAACAGAACGCUUCAUACAAGUCAAAGCCAAGGUCUGUCUCAUCAGUUACUCACUCCAAUGUUUCAGGUAAUCUGUUCAGAUAAAAGUUUAAUCCGCUUACUUGGGUCACGGUAACCAGAUGAUAUCAUUAGUGCUCAUACAUUAAGGAGGGGUGAGUGACUCAUAGGUGAGAUCACAAGGUUGUACUGGUGAGCUGACUAGCAAAUGAGGGAAGAGACAGCACUGUGAACAAUAAUUAUUGAACAAGUGAGAAGGGAUCGAAAUUCCAUAUGUAAGAGGAGGACAUAUUAAAUUUUCGAUAAAAAUUAGCUCUGUGUGAUGUUUGAAAAUGCAACCUCAACCAGAAGAUAACUGACAUCAAUUUAGCCGGUCCUGGUUGGUCACGUUAUUGGGACAGAGAAGGUAAAAGCCGAAUGAGACACACAUGCCAAUUAGUGGGGAAAACGUUAGUGUUAGGGACGUGUUAGUGCAUAAUGGUCCUAAAAACAAACAUUAAUAGGAUGAGAUGUUACAUUACUGAAUCCGAUAAUUUGAAUAUCACUGAUAUCGAAGAAUGAGUAACUGUAGAAACAUGAAAAUCGUUAUAAGGUUAUUUCACUACUUUGACAGACCUAUAAGCAAGAAAUUGUGCUCAAAACGUUAUCCAGUAAAUGACAAAGGUAUGGUUGGCAAAUAAAUAAAAGAACGUGGGAAGUGUGAUCUACAACAGAACACAAAAUCUACUCUUAUAUGACUGGUUUCUACUUGGAACUGGAUCUGAGACCGGAAAACUGUACAGGGUGGUUUGUCAUGAAUAUGGCCAGUAAUUAUGAUUAUUAUUAUUACUAUCCUAUGUGGCCAGUGCAACGAACCAAACAUGAACCUAUCACCCAACAAAUAUGC
This is a messenger RNA of Heterobilharzia americana, 3635 nucleotides long. The record is from the annotation of a GenBank genome assembly. Lineage: Eukaryota; Metazoa; Platyhelminthes; Trematoda; Strigeidida; Schistosomatidae.